Messenger RNA from Nymphaea colorata (pocket water lily), 835 nucleotides. RefSeq names its product endochitinase 4-like. The coding region runs from base 12 to 695 and encodes 227 amino acids. Lineage: Eukaryota; Viridiplantae; Streptophyta; Magnoliopsida; Nymphaeales; Nymphaeaceae. The transcript has 3 exons. Gene Ontology annotation, molecular function: chitinase activity. Gene Ontology annotation, biological process: carbohydrate metabolic process; cell wall macromolecule catabolic process; chitin catabolic process. The record is from RefSeq and is a predicted model, not a curated record.
UAAUCAGAAUCAUGGAUAGCUACACACAGUUCCUUGGGUUUGUUCUUGUAGCUCUUGCCCUCGAAGUGGGCUUGGCGCAGGACACUCCAAGGACGAUUAUCACUUCUGAUUUCUUCAAUAGCCUCCUUCCUCCAGAUGGUUGUGAGGGAAAAGGCUUCUACAACUAUGAUUCAUUCAUAUCGGCCGCGGAAAGUUACGACGGCUUCGGCACCACCGGUGGCACCGACGUUCAAAAGAGGGAGAUGGCUGCUUUCCUUGCUAAUGCCAUGCAUGAAACAGGAAGCUUCUGCAAGAUAAGCGAAACAUUAGAUCCUUCCGUCCACUGCAAUCAAGGGUACCCGCAAUAUCCUUGUGCUCCAGGCAAAAGUUACUAUGGCAGAGGACCGUUACAGCUAUCAUGGAACUUCAACUAUGGUGCAGCAGGGCAGGCCAUUGGCUUCGACGGCUUGAACAACCCGGAGAUCGUGGCUCAGGAUAAAGACAUAUCUUUCAAGACAGCAGUGUGGUUCUGGAUGUUAAACAGCAACUGCCACCGAGGGAUCACCGCAGAUGGUGGCUUUGGCUCCACCAUCAGAGCCAUUAACAGUAUUGAGUGCAACGGAGGGAAUCCAGGAGCAGUACAGUCGAGGGUCAGCUUCUACCAGCGGUUCUGCCAGCAGUUCGGCGUAGACCCAGGGCAGUACAUCGACUGCUAGAACUUGCCACCGCCCUGCCCUGCCCUGCAUGUAGGCCUUGCCCCUGAUCCACCGUACUAUUGGAUAUAUACCUCUACUGCAUCUAUGCAUGUACCCAGAUAAGAUAAAUAAAAUGUUGUCAUUGAGAUCAAUAAAGGGAA